Molecule: messenger RNA, 3178 nt
Organism: Diceros bicornis minor
Lineage: Eukaryota; Metazoa; Chordata; Mammalia; Perissodactyla; Rhinocerotidae
Gene: KIFC2
Product: kinesin family member C2
Exons: 16
Coding region: 342-2855 (837 amino acids)
Biological process (GO): microtubule-based movement
Molecular function (GO): microtubule binding; ATP binding; microtubule motor activity
Source: RefSeq, a predicted model, not a curated record
GUUGGACACCCGUGGGCCCACAGCUCUAAGAGCGGGAGCUGUGGGGCCUCCACCGAGGACUGAGAGGGACUCCGAGGAGAGGGGGUGUGGGGCCCGUGGGCACUCUCAGCCCCAGAUUUUCGGGAAGUAGAGGUGGGGGCGCGGGGCAGGUGUCCGCGGGGCCCUGGGGACACCUGAUCGUGGCACCCCCUUCCUCGGGCGCGAGCCCUCCGCCCGCGGAGCCGGGCCGUGGGGGCGGCCGCCUGGAGCAUGCGCAGCGGCGGUGCGGCGUGCGGGUGCCGGGUCGGUGCGCGGGGACGCGGGGCGGCGCGAAGCGGGGCCCUCUGCCGCCCCGCGCUCCCAUGUACGCUUUUUACUCGUUGCUUAUCUACAUCUUCUACAGCCUCUUCCGCAGGGAUGGCGGGGCCGUGGCAGCCGCCGACCCCGGGGACCCCGCCCAGGGGGCCCGCAAGCCCAGGGGUCGCCGCCGCCCCCACCAGCCCACGGCAGAACUGUGGACCGAGCUGACCGGCCUCGUUGGCUGCUCCGAGUCUGAGGAUGGGCCGGCCCGGGGAGCCGAGGGCCGCCCCGUCGAGGUCUCCCUGGAAGAGGCUCUCGUGCGUCUUGCGGAGUUUCUCUCGGCCCAGCUGGGGGCGGAAGAGAGCUGCGGGAAUCCUCCUGACCUGAGCAAGCUCGGUGAUGUUCCCCUACUGUUGACGGUGACCGGUCAGCUCGUGGCCCUCCUGGCAUGGAUUCGGAGCCCCAGGGGGAGGCAGGCCCUGCCCCAGGGGAUUCAGCCAGCCUCGGGAGUGCAGCCCCCAACUCCUGCUGGAUCCCCAUCCCAAGAAGAAAGCCCUUCCCUUUCACCGAGGGGUGAGGCCCGGGGCCAGCAGCCCCCUCAGUUGGAGGAGGACCAGAGAGCUUGGCAGCGGCUGGAACAGCUCAUCCUUGGACAGCUGGAAGAGCUGAAGCAGCAGCUAGAACUGCAGGAGGAGGAGCUGGGCCGACUGCGCCUGGGAGUGGUGAGGCUGCCCUGGGUGGUUCAGGAGGGGGACAGGAGAGGAGGCCCAGAGUUUCAGGUGAGUCCUGAGGGCUUCUCUCUCCACCAGGGGACCACAGACUCAGAGAAGAGGGUUCAGCACCUGACUCUGGAGAAUGAGGCCCUGAAGCAGAGUCUGAGUCUCACUCGGCACCUCCUGCUGCACUGGGGUCCCGGCCCACCCCCCAGGACCCCCCAGGAUGAAGCAGAGGCACUAUUGGAGCUCCAGAGCCGGCUUCAGGAGGCCCAGAACACCACAGAAGCUCUCCGAGUCCAGCUAGGGGUGCAGGAGGUGCAGUUGCAGGGCCUUCGGGGGGCCCUCCGGCAGCUCCAGCAGGAGACUGAGCAGAACUGCAGAAGGGAGCUGCAGCAGAUGCAUGGGCAGCUGGCAGGUAAGCCCUGGGGCUGGGGGGCUCAUGGAAAGGCCAUGGAGUCUGGGCUUUCCCUCAACAACUUUCCCCUGCCAGGACUCCGGGCACACAUGGUGAGCCUGCGUCAGGGCUGUGGGGACCUCCGAGGACUGGUCAGCAGCUUUACCCAGAGCUGUCAGGGUUCGUUGAGCGAGGCCCGAGGCCAGGUAUCCUGGGCCCUGGGGGCACUGUCAGCCGGAGGGGCUGGGACUCAGCUCCCUGAGGAGCAGCAGAGGUCCCCAACUGGAUGCCCCGGGCGGCUGCUAGAGCUCAAGGGAAAUAUCCGCGUGCUGUGUCGGCUGAGGCCAGGGACACCCUCCAGCCUGGUGAGCUCGGAGCCCGGCCCAGGUGGCACUGUCACCACCUGCUAUCGAGGGCGCCAGAAUCGCUUCCGCCUGGACUGGGUCUUCCCUGCAGACGCCAGCCAGGAGGAGGUCUUCAGGGAGCUGGAGCCGGCUGUGCUGUCCUGCCUUCGAGGCUACAGCGUCUGCAUUUUCACCUAUGGUCAGACAGGGACCGGGAAGACCUACAGCAUGGAGGGCCCACCUGAGGACCCUGGCAUAGCUCCUAGGGCGCUGCAGUCACUGUUCCGGGAGAUGGGGACCGGAGGGCAGCACCGCGUGAGUCUCAGCAUGGUGGAGAUCUACAACGAGGCUGUCAGGGACCUCCUAGCCCCAGGGCCUCCUGAGCGCCUGGCCGUGAGGCAGGGACCAGCAGGCCAGGGGGGGAUCCAGGUGUCUGGCCUCACCUACUGGGACGUGCCCAACCUGGAGAUGCUGCACCAGAUGCUGAGCCUGGGGAGGAGCAACCGGGCCACCGCCGCCACCGCCAUGAACCAGCAUAGCUCCCGUUCGCACGCCCUGGUCACGCUAACGCUGCGCGCAGCGUCCCCACCGCGCGGUCCGGGCCCCGCAGGCACGCUGCACCUGGUGGACCUGGCAGGAUCCGAGCGUGUCUGGAAGGCGGGGGCGGCCGGCGCGUCGCGGGGAGACCAGGACGGCGCCCAGCGUCUCCGGGAGGCCCGGACCAUCAACCGCUCGCUGUUGGCGCUGGGAGGCGUGAUGGCCGCGCUGCGGGCCCGCCGGCCACACGUGCCCUUCCGCGAUUCGCAGCUCACGCGCCUGCUGCAGCCCGCGCUCGGCCCCGGCGCCACCGCCGUGCUGCUGCUGCAGAUCUCCACGCGGCCCGAGGACCUUGGCGAGACCGUGUGCUCGCUGAAGUUCGCCGAGCGAGUGGGCCAAGUGGAGUUGGGGCCGGCCCGGCGCCGCAGGGCCCCGCGCUCCGGGACGCCCUCCUCGCUCAGCACCGACACACCACUCACCGGGACCCCUUGCACCCCCACGCCGCCCCCCGCGAGCCCUUCAAGCUCCGGCCGGGACUGCGGCGCCAGCUCGGCCCUCGCACCACUGGAGGACCUGCCUUCUUAAGUCCUGCGCAGGGAGUCUGGGGUCGCGCCUCUGCGGGCCGAGGCAGCAAAGUCCCUACACCCCCACAACCUUCUUGACCUCGGGGGCCAACUGCACCCCCUAACUUCCAGAGUUGCCCCUCCCCCUGCCCCGAGAGGAGGAGUGUUAAGCCUGAGAAAUGAUUGUCCCCCAGUCCCUGAGCUCCCUCUUUAUCACCAUUUGUUGUUAUCGCGCACACAGCAGGGGAUCCUAGAGCCGCGGGACGGGACGCAGACCGCGGCCCAGUGUUACCCGAGUCACCACAGUCACCACUCAGCCACCAAAAAUCAGACUUGCCGCUAAAA